Beta vulgaris subsp. vulgaris (sugar beet) is the source of this 2615-nucleotide messenger RNA. Its product is annotated as coronatine-insensitive protein 1. Gene Ontology annotation, biological process: SCF-dependent proteasomal ubiquitin-dependent protein catabolic process. The transcript has 3 exons. Gene Ontology annotation, cellular component: SCF ubiquitin ligase complex. The coding region runs from base 509 to 2254 and encodes 581 amino acids. Lineage: Eukaryota; Viridiplantae; Streptophyta; Magnoliopsida; Caryophyllales; Amaranthaceae. The record is from RefSeq and is a predicted model, not a curated record. Gene Ontology annotation, molecular function: protein binding.
UUGAAAAAAGAUCUAAAUUUUAGAAUGCAAAAAUAUUUCUCCAGAUAGAGAGAGAAAGUGAAAGAGAGAGACAGAAAUUUAAUAGUGUGUGACUACCACUACUACCAGUCUACCACCACUAGCUCAAGCUACGUCUCUUUCAUCAUCCAUUUUUCUGGAAAAUCUAUGCUUAACUUCUUCAAUUUUCUCUCUCCUCUCUAUCCUUUUCUCUCUCAUCUUCAACCUCUCUUCAUCAUCUUCAUCUUCUUCAUCAUCUUAACUUUACUCUGAAUCUACUUGUUUUUUGUUUUUUAUGAGUAAGUUCAGAAGUUGUGGUUAUGAGCUUUAGUACAAAUUCGUCCCAAAUAUUCAAGAGGUAACUAGACGGAGUGGAGAUAAUUCUAGCGAAUUCAUUCCAAUUCGAUUUCUCUGUUUCAAUUGAAAAAAUUUCUAGGGUUUUGAUUUCAAAUCUUACUUUUUAGGUAAUUUGAUUGAUUUGUUGUUGUUGUUGUUGUAACUUCGAUUCUAUAUGUUGAAUAAUCGAAGAAGUAUGUCAGAUGAAAUAUUGGAAUGCAUCUUACCGUAUAUUCAGGAUCCUCGUGAUCGUGCUUCAAUUUCAUCAGUUUGUAGGCAAUGGUUUGAGUUAGAUCGAUUGACGAGACGUCAUGUAACAAUUGCUCUUUGUUAUACAACUACACCUCAACGACUCCAUGAUCGAUUUCCGAACAUUGAGUCGUUGAAGCUCAAGGGAAAACCAAGAGCUGCUAUGUUUAAUUUGAUACCAGAAGAUUGGGGAGGUUAUGUUAGACCUUGGAUUGAUAUAUUGGCGAGUUUUCCUCGGCUUAAAUCGCUUCAUUUUAGACGAAUGAUUGUUACAGAUGCAGAUCUUGAGAUGAUUGCGUCUAUUAAAGGUCAGAUGUUGCAAUCAUUGAAGCUCGAUAAGUGUUCUAACUUCUCUACAGAUGGUCUUUUGCACAUUACUCGGUCUUGUUGGAAUCUGAGAACUCUAUUUCUUGAAGACAGUACUGUCGCUGAAUUAAAUAGUGAAUGGCUUCAUCAGCUGGCGCUACACAACAAGGUUCUUGAAACUUUGAACUUCUAUGUGACUUUUAUGGAGAAAAUCAAAGUUGAAGAUCUUGAACUACUUGCCAGAAAUUGUCCUUUAGUUUCUGCAAAAAUUGGCGAAACAGAUCUCUCCCAUCUUGGAAACUUCUUUCGUACAGCGACAAGAUUGCAAGAGUUCUCUGGUGGUUCUUUCAAUGAAGAUUUAAGUCACUACAGUAACAUUGUAUUCCCUGCGCAGAUGACCUCAUUGGGUCCCAUGUUCUUGGUAGAAACUCAUGUGCCUGUACUUUAUCCUGUUUCGAAGUUGUUGCGGAAGUUGGAUCUUGUUUACGCAUCACUUAAUUGUGAGGGACAUUGUGAUCUUAUACGUAGAUGUCAAAGUUUAGAAGUUCUGGAGACAACAAAUGCUAUUGGUGAUGAGGGUUUGGAGGUUGUAUCUUUGACGUGCAAGAGACUGAAGAGACUUCGUAUUGAACGAGGGAUAGAAGAACAAGGCAACGCCGAUUCAGGCGUGGUUACACAAACGGGAUUAAUUGCUGUGGCACAGGGAUGCCCCGACUUAGAAUAUCUAGCAGUUUAUGUGACCGAUAUAACAAAUGAAGCCCUGGAAUGUGUCGGCACAAACUUAAAGUUUCUGAAGGAUUUCCGUCUUGUAUUGCUUGACAGAGAAGAGAUAAUUACUGAUCUUCCACUUGAUAAUGGAGUGCGAGCUCUUCUACGUGGUUGUCAUAACAUGCAACGGUUUGCCUUAUACCUCCGACAGGGUGGUUUGACAGACAUUGGUCUCAGUUAUAUUGGACAGUUUGGUCGAAAUGUAAGGUGGAUGCUUUUAGGUUUUGCUGGAGAAACUGAUGCCGGCCUUUUGGAAUUCUCUAGGGGCUGCCCUAGCCUUGAGAAACUUGAAAUGCGGGCUUGUUGCUUUACAGAACGUGCACUGGCAACUGCUGCAACACAACUAACUUCUUUGAGGUACAUGUGGGUGCAAGGUUACCGAGCAUCACAAAUUGGCAUCGUUGAUAUCCUAGCAAUGGCUCGACCAUAUUGGAAUAUUGAGCUGAUUCCAGGAGACCAAUAUGAUCAAAAUAGUGAAAAUGAUGGCGAGCCUGCUAGGGUUGACCAUCCGUCUCACAUUGUUGCUUAUUACUCCCUUGCCGGGCAGAGAACAGACCAUCCAGAGACAGUUUACCCUUUGGCACUGCCGGAUCUCUAGAGCUUGUAUAUAUUUCCACCUCUUCUUUACGAUCGGGAUCUUCUUCUCUUACACACACUCUGUUCCACCUCUUGUCCAUACAGUUUUGAUAUUCUUUAUUUGGAGAUUGGAAGACAGGUUUUGGUUGUUCAGACCUUUCGUUUUUUUUCAAUUACAUUUUUCGGACAAUAAGGUUGUUUCUGAGCUUUGUAUUCUUGUUGGUUGGCUUCUUGUAGUUUCUAGGUCUCGUAUACACUUUGUCUUGCAUCCCCUGGUUUGGCAUGUUGCCUUGGACCUUGGUCGAGCAAAUAAUGUUGAAGUUGCCUCUUGUAUGCCAGAUGAUCAUAAAAGUGCCAUUGAGAUGUUGCAGCUUCUUCAUGUA